AUGCCUCUCCUCACUAUCAACCACAUCUUCCUCACCUUCCUCUAUAUCUCUCUCACUAGGGCAUUCUCUUUCGUACCUAAAGCCCAUUGCACGACCAUCGAGGCUAGGAAAAAGAACCCCAAAUCUGGAACCCCAAAAGUUGCGAUCGAAGGUGAAGAGGGACUUUCCUACGGAGAAAUUGCGGGCAUAGUCGUGGGAUGUGUGAUCGCUCUGGUUAUUCUAGCGCUGGUUGCGUGGUGUGUGUAUAGGGUGUGGGUUAGGAAGCGGGAGGGGAAAAGAAAUUCGAGGACUGGCGAGGGAGGUAUGGAGUUGAUGAGCGGUGUGGAGGGGAAGACGGGACUUAAUGGUGCUGAAGAGGCGGUGAAGUGA
Molecule: messenger RNA, 369 nt
Organism: Glarea lozoyensis ATCC 20868
Lineage: Eukaryota; Fungi; Ascomycota; Leotiomycetes; Helotiales; Helotiaceae
Exons: 1
Coding region: 1-369 (122 amino acids)
Source: RefSeq, a predicted model, not a curated record